CCCUUGCCCUUAACCUCGACAUCGUGACGGCGUGCAUGGUGCAGCCCAUCCCCGUGCUGGACCUUCUCCGGUCUUUCUUCAACUUCAACCGUGUCCCGGACGACCUUAGCGACGCUGAGAGGAUGAAGUUCAAGGGCAUUCUCAAGAAUCUGAAGGUGGCCGCACGGCCCAGCGGGCAGAGUCACAAGGUGUAUGACCUCACACACGAAGGGGCUGCUAAACUCAGGUUCAGCAACCGUCGCAACAAUGACGAGUCCCAGAGUGUGGCGGAGUACUACCUGCAGCACCACAGCAUCACUCUGCAAUUCCCGCACCUGCCCUGCAUCUCCGCCUCCAACAAGAUCAAGAGACCCUGCUGGAUUCCCAUGGAGCUUUGCACGGUGGUGGACGCGCAGAAGUACCUGCGCCAGCUGUCACCUCAGCAGGUGGCUGCCAUUGGCAACCUGCGCCUGAAACCCGACAAGCGCCGCGAGGACAUUGCCAGUGCGGUGGGUGCAGCUGGUCUGGUAAACAACCCUUCGCUUGAGGCCUUUGGCAUUCGCAUCCAGCCGCACAUGAUGCAGGCCAAUGGCAGGCAGCUGGAGGCACCUGUUCUGCAGUUCGGGCAGGGAUCCACGAUGCAGCCUCGGGACGGGCAGUGGAACAUGAAUCAGCAGCGCAUGUUUGAGCCGUCCACCAUCAAGACAUGGGCGGUGGUGUGCUUUGACUACCGCGUGCGAGACCCCAUGCAGGUGGCGGGUGCUCUCAGGGACUGCUGUGCCAGCAAAGGGCUGAUGAUCAAUUCCGCCCCGGAAGUGAUAAAGCAGGACACGCGGUCAGGACAACCGGAGCAGCUGGUGGAGAGGGUGAUCGACCGCCUCAAGGCCGUCAGGCCCGAGUUCAUUCUGUGGAUUCUGGACGUGCGCAAGACGAGCCUUCUCUAUGCGCCCAUCAAGAAGCUGUGUGAGACGCGCAUUGGGGUGCCCACGCAGUGCAUUGUGCAGCCGCCAGGGAAGGGCUUCAACGACCAGUACCUCACCAACGUGGCGUUGAAAAUGAACAUGAAGAUGAGGGGCGUCAAUUGGGUGCUGACGGACGCCAUCAAGAGGUCCAUGCGCCCUCUCAGCGAGAAGCCAACGAUGAUCUUUGGCCUGGACGUCUCGCACGGUGCUCCUGGCAGCAGAGCUCCAUCCGUGGCGGCUGCGGUUGCCUCGGUCGAUUCGAACGCCAGCAAGUACACUGUGAGGGUGCGCUCGCAGAGCAGGAGGCAGGAGACCAUUCUUGGCCUCUUCGACCCUGACAAGCCCACGGGCGGCAUGCUGUGUGAGCUCAUGAAUGACUUUGGCAACAUCAACAAGAUGGGGCCAAAACGAAUCAUCGUGUACAGGGACGGCAUCAGUGAGUCCCAGUUUGCAACGGUGGGAGCAGCAGAGCUGGACGCGUUUAGGAAGGCGUUUGAGUGGAUGGGCAAGAAGGUGGGCGACGCGGCCUUCCGCCCCUCAGUGACGUACAUCGUGGCUCAGAAGCGCAACAAUGUGCGCUUCCUGCCGGCCCAGGGGGACCGCAACGUGCAGCCAGGGACCAUAGUGGACAGGGAUGUGACACACCCUUUCUUCUUCGACUUUUACAUGGUCUCGCACAAGGGCCUCCUGGGCACCAGCCGGCCAGUGCACUACCAUGUGUUGCACGAUGAGAACGGGCUCACUGCGGAUGAGAUCCAGCAUCUCACGCACUCCCUCUGCUACAACUAUGGGAGGUGCACUCGAGCUGUCUCCACAGUGGCGCCUGUCUUCUACGCCCACCUGGCGGCCACCCACUGCCGCAACUACUUCGACCACGACUUCAGCGACCUCUCGUCCGAGUCCAGUGCUGGCCGCGACAGGGACCCUGCCGCUCCCCGCCCUCCCCCUCCGCCUGUGCCUCCACUGCCAGCCUUCGCUCGGGACAUGGCCACACGCAUGUUCUACUGCUGAAGCCACAAGAUUCCUCAGCUGACGUGCCUCAUCCCCUUACACCUCUCCUGAGCUGCUUCCUUCCAUGCACACGUGCAUGUUCUUCUGCUGAGUCCACGACACGAAUUGACUUCAGCCUCUCCCCAGUGGUUGCAUCUCGUGUUUCACUGUGGAACCUGCAAUUUGUGGCAACCCUCAUGCCUCCCUUCCUGCUGCUUGUGUGUUGUGGCCUUUGAUCUAGCUCUUCGGCUCCUGUAUGCUAGGCGUAUGGUAUGGUACCUUCACUAUGGCGCAUGUGUAGCAGCAUUGCUUUUGCUACUGGCAUGCCUCUUUGUUCCGUUAUCCCUCCAUCCCCCUGCCGUUAAAGGCGACUCCUUGUUGAUAAAUCGAAGCUAGAUACUAAGUCUCUCGGUGUGCUGUGUGGCUAUGUCCUUCUGUCACUCUUCAGAAUGUUGGAAUGGGUGCAAGCCCUCCUAACAUUCAGAACUUGUCAAACGUAUGUUUAUAUGUUAUUGUGGGCUAG
This is a messenger RNA of Closterium sp. NIES-67, 2454 nucleotides long. NCBI's taxonomy places the organism in Eukaryota, Viridiplantae, Streptophyta, Zygnematophyceae, Desmidiales, Closteriaceae. The record is from the annotation of a GenBank genome assembly.